This is a messenger RNA of Ictalurus furcatus (blue catfish), 1325 nucleotides long. It is a transcript of the gene ndr1, whose product is annotated as nodal-related 1. Gene Ontology annotation, cellular component: extracellular region. Gene Ontology annotation, molecular function: cytokine activity; type I activin receptor binding; growth factor activity. The transcript has 3 exons. Gene Ontology annotation, biological process: BMP signaling pathway; SMAD protein signal transduction. Bases 198 to 1325 code for a protein of 375 amino acids. The record is from RefSeq and is a predicted model, not a curated record. Lineage: Eukaryota; Metazoa; Chordata; Actinopteri; Siluriformes; Ictaluridae.
CGCUGCAGUUUCUGUAAGUUUGGAAAGGAGCUUAAUUAAUAGGCUCGACAUCAGCGAACCGAAGUCAUUCCCUCCAAGGAGAGCAAGACCAGAGAGCAAGACCAGACCUCGGAGCUGUCUGUCCUCGGUCUCUCUCUCUCUCUCUCUCUCUGUUUUAUUCCACUGGAUCUGUUGGAUUUAUUCUUGUUGUUAUUACUAUGAAACAGCUGGUGUGCGGGAUUUUAUGCGUGGCGCUGUGGGUGCGCUCAGUGUCCGCCAGUGAGCGCGUCGGCAGGAAGCGCGGAUCCGCUAAAGGACCGUACCCGCUCUACAUGAUGCACCUUUACCGGACUUUACUAGCCGGCGACGGGAAGAAAUCAGCGGGGACUUCGAGCGCGGGAGUCGGAUACGAACUUGCAUCUCUGCACCACUCCGAUUCAGUGCUCAGCCUCGUCGCCAAAAGUUGCUACCAGGUGGGUGACAAGUGGGCGGUCACGUUUGACAUGUCCUCCAUCUCGGCGAGCGACGAUGUGCGGCACUCAGAGCUGCGCCUGCGCCUCCCAGAGUUCUCCGCCUCUGAGCAUCCCAUGGUGGACAUCUAUCACGCUCCCAAAGGCGCCGAGGAGCGUCUUCACCUGGGUCGCAUUGACAACGCGUCGAGCACGUCUACAUCCUCACACUCCUCUUGGAGAGUCCUGAAUAUCACCCAGCUGCUGAAGAACUGGCUACACCAGGGGGGUCUGCCUCCCACCCAGGUACGCCUGGCUGACGGAGCACCCCAGGACCUUCAGCAUGGCAUCCAGCAUCCGACAACCAACAGCGUCAUGAUGGUGGUUUACUCCAAGCAGAUGAGGACAGAAUCGUCUACGCUGAUCCGGACAGCUGAGCACUCCAAGUAUGUGGCUCAGGAUCGGGCGCUGUCUGAGCCUGUGGCCCGGAGACACAAACGCAACCACCGGGCGCAUAAGAGGGUGAGCGAGGCGGCAGGGGACAGUGCGGUCCCAGCUCUCACACAAGUUGAGGGUGAACAGAAGACCCUGUGCAAGAAGGUGGACAUGUGGGUGGAUUUUGACCAGAUUGGUUGGAGCGAGUGGAUUAUUUAUCCAAAGAGAUACAACGCAUACCGCUGUGAAGGUGACUGCCCUACACCGGUGGACGAGUCGUUCGCGCCAACGAAUCACGCAUACAUGCAGAGCCUGUUGAAGCUACACCAACCGGACCGCGUCCCGUGUCCAUCCUGUGUACCUACACGCCUGGCUCCUCUCUCCAUGCUCUACUAUGAGAACGGGAAGAUGGUGAUGAGGCAUCACGAAGGCAUGGUGGCAGGGGCAUGCGGCUGCCACUGA